AUGAGUAUAAGAAAUAAAAAGAUUAAAUUAGUAGAAGAAUUGUUUGGAGAGAUGUGUGAGAAUAGAUUGAGGUAGAGUAAAUAAGAAAAUUGAAUAGAUUGUAUGAAAUAAUAAAAAAAUUUGAAAAGGAUGGAGAGAUGAGAUAAGAGAUGUUAGAAAAUUGUAAUAGAAAGUAGUUGAUAGGAUGUUAAUAAUAUUAUAAGAAAAUGGGUAUAAAUAUUAAUAAAUUAAUUAUAUACAUAAGCAUAAAUCGAUCCGUUUUUAAAAACAUUAAAUAAAUAAAUGCAAAAAUUAGCUAUCUUGACAUUGGUUCUUGCUCUUGCAGCUGCUAAGUUUGUAGAUACACAUGCAAGCUUGGCUUAAAUUGAUGCUAAUCCAUUUGGAAAUGUAGUGUUAUCAGCAAUCAAAGCACACUUGUAAGCUUAAACACCAGCCAAUGAAGUUAAUAUGUUAUUGAACGGUGUUGCUGCUGGAUUAUAAUAAGAUUAAAAUGACCAUGACCAUGCUUUUGAACUUGAUACAACCACAAACAAUAGAGUAAGAAUAAGAAACAAUAUAAUAGAUUGUUGAAGAUUUAGAAAAGGAAAUCUUGUAUCACUAAAAUUAAAUCUCAUCAAAUACAUAAUUGAGAGAUGACACAAUUGAAGCUUUGGCUGUUUCUGAAGAAGAUAUUAGAGUCGUUAUUUAAGACAUUGCAACAAAUGAAUAAACUUAUGCUAGAGAAGAAGCUACAAGAAAUUAAUAACACGAAACCUUUGUUGCUAAGGUUGCUGCUAUUGAUGAUGUUAUUGAUGCUAUUGAUGAAGCUGCUAAACUCAUCUAACAUUUAAGUUUAGGUGCAUCAUUUGUCUAAGUUAAAUCAAAGUAUGAAACAGUUCACAAGAGACUUACAGACAAUACAUCACAUAGUCAACUCUUAUAAGUAAAUAUAUAUUCUUAUAUAUUUUUAUUAUAGCCAGUUGUUGUUGCUCUUACUGAAUUAGCUACACAUGGAGUUAACUAAAAGGCUUUAACCAAAAUUGCUUAAUUAUUGAGUGAAAUUAGAUAAUAAUUAGUAUAAGAAAAAGCUGCUAAAACUGNCGAGCAAGUGCUGCAGCUCUAACAUACAUCCAAUCUUAGUCAAUUGGUGAGAUUUCUUUUCCAAGUCCUGUCUUGA
Messenger RNA from Paramecium sonneborni, 1156 nucleotides. The record is from the annotation of a GenBank genome assembly. Lineage: Eukaryota; Ciliophora; Oligohymenophorea; Peniculida; Parameciidae.